Molecule: messenger RNA, 5772 nt
Organism: Acanthosepion pharaonis
Lineage: Eukaryota; Metazoa; Mollusca; Cephalopoda; Sepiida; Sepiidae
Source: the annotation of a GenBank genome assembly
AUGUUUUCCCUUUUUUCCUUUCUCCCUUUUCUCUUUCUUACUGCAACAAUGUUUUUCCCUUUUCCUUUAUCCCUUAUUUCUCUUUCUUACUGCAACAAUGUUUUCCUUUUUCCUUUAUCCCUUAUUUCUCUUUCUUACUGCAACAAUAUUUUUCCUUUUCCUUUUCCUUUUCUCUUUCUUUCCAACAAUGUUUCCCUUUUUCUUUAUCCCUUAUUUCUCUUUCUUACUGCAACAAUGUUUUCCUUUUUCCUUUUCCCUUUUUCCUUUUUACUGCAACAUGUUUUUCUUUUCUUUCAUUUUCUCUUUCUUACUGCAACAAUGUUUUCCCUUUUCCUUUAUCCCUUGUUCUCUUUCUUACUGCAACAAUGUUUUCCCUUUUUCCUUUAUCCCUUGUUCUCUUUCUUCUUCAUGUUUUUUCCCUUUUUCCUUUAUCCUUGUUCUCUUUCUUACUGCAACAAUGUUUUCCCUUUUUCCUUUAUCCCUUGUUUCUCUUUCUUUGCAACAAUGUUUUCCUUUUUCCUUUAUCCCUUUUUCUCUUUCUUACUGCAACAAUGUUUUCCCCUUUUCCUUUAUCCCUUGUUCUCUUUCUUACAUCCAACAAUGUUUCCCUUUUCCUUUAUCCCUUGUUCUCUUUCUUUGCAACAAUGUUUUCCCUUUUCCUUUAUCCCUUGUUUCUCUUUAAUGUUUUCCCUGCAUCCCUUGUUCAAUUUUUUUCCUUUUUCCUUUAUCCUUGUUCUCUUUCUUACUGCAACAAUGUUUUCCUUUUCCUUUAUCCCUUGUUCUCUUUCUUACGUGCAACAAUGUUUUCCCUUUUCCUUUAUCCCUUGUUCUCUUUCUUUUGCAACAAAUGUUUUUCCUUUUUCCUUUAUCCUUGUUCUCUUUCUUACUGCAACAAUGUUUUUCCUUUUCCUUUAUCCCUUGUUCUCUUUCUUACUGCAACAAUGUUUUCCUUUUCCUUUAUCCUUGUUCUCUUUCUUACUGUCCAAUGUUUUUUCCUUUUUCCUUUAUCCUUGUUCUCUUUCUUACGUCCAAUGUUUUUCCUUUUUCCUUUAUCCCUUGUUUCUUUCCCAACAAUGUUUUCCUUUUCCUUUAUCCCUUAUUUCUCUUUCAAUACAAUGUUUCCCUUUUUCCUUUAUCCCUUGUUCUCUUUCUUAUCAAUGUUUUCCUUUUCUUUAUUUCUUUUUCCCUUUUUCCUUUAUCCCUUGUUCUCUUUCUUACUGCAACAAUGUUUUUUUCCUUUUUCCUUUAUCCCUUUUUCUUUCUUUUGUUUUCCUUUUUUAUCCCUUGUUCUCUUUCUUACUGCAACAAUAUUUUUCCUUUUCCUUUAUUUAUUCCUUGUUUUCCCUUUUCCUUUAUCCCUUGUUCUCUUUCUUACUGCAACAAUGUUUUUCCUUUUCCUUUAUCCUUGUUCUCUUUCUUUGCAACAAUGUUUUCCCUUUUCCUUUAUCCUUGUUCUCUUUCUUACUGCAACAAUGUUUUCCUUUUUCCUUUAUCCCUUGUUCUCUUUCUUACUGCAACAAUGUUUUCCCUUUUCCUUUAUCCUUGUUCUCUUUCUUACUGCAACAAUGUUUUCCCCUUUUCCUUUAUCCUUGUUCUCUUUCUUACUGCAACAAUGUUUUCCCUUUUUCCUUUAUCCCUUGUUCUCUUUCUUACUGCAACAAUGUUUUCCCUUUUUCCUUUAUCCCUUGUUCUCUUUCUUACGUCCACAAUGUUUCCCUUUUCCUUUAUCCCUUUUUCUCUUUCUUACUGCAACAAUGUUUUCCCUUUUCCUUUAUCCUUAUUUCUCUUUCUUAUCCUGCAACAAUGUUUUUUUUUCCUUUUUCUUUAUCCCUUGUUCUCUUUCUUACUGCAACAAUGUUUUUCCCUUUUCCUUUAUCCCUUGUUUCUCUUUCUUACUGCAACAAUGUUUUCCUUUUCCUUUAUCCCUUGUUCUCUUUCUUACUGCAACAAUCUUUUUCCCUUUUCCUUUAUCCCUUGUUCUCUUUCUUACUGCAACAAUGUUUUUCCUUUUUCCUUUAUCCUUUUCUCUUUUCCUUUUUCCUUUAUCCCUUAUUUCUCUUUCUUACUGCAACAAUGUUUCCUUUUCCUUUUCCAAUUUUCUUUUCCUGCAACAAUUUUCCCAUUUUCCUUUAUCCUUGUUCUCUUUCUGCAACAAUGUUUUCCUUUUUCCUUUAUCCCUUGUUCUCUUUCUUACUGCAACAAUGUUUUCCUUUUCCUUUAUCCCUUGUUCUCUUUUCUUACUGCAACAAUGUUUUCCCUUUUCCUUUAUCCCUUGUUUCUCUUUCUUACAUCCAAUGUUUUUCCCUUUUUCCUUUAUCCCUUGUUCUCUUUCUUACUGCAAUGUUUUCCCUUUUUCCUUUUUCCCUUUUCUCUUUCUUACUGCAACAAUGUUUUCCCUUUUCCUUUUAUCCCUUGUUCUCUUUCUUACUGCAACAAUGUUUUCCUUUUUCCUUUAUCCCUUAUUUCUCUUUCUUCAAUGUUUCCUUUUUUGUUUUCCUUUUCCUUUAUCAAUGUUUUCCCUUUUUCUUUUCUUACUUUCCACAAUGUUUUCCCUUUUUCCUUUUUAUCCCUUUUUUCUCUUUCUGCAACAAUGUUUUUCCUUUUCCUUUUCCUUGUUCUCUUUCUUACUGCAACAAUGUUUUUCCCUUUUUCCUUUAUCCCUUGUUCUCUUUCUUACUGCAACAAUGUUUUCCCUUUUCCUUUAUCCCUUGUUUCUCUUUCUUACUGCAACAAUUUUUCCUUUUCCUUUAUCCUUGUUCUCUUUCUUACUGCAACAAUGUUUUCCUUUUCCUUUUCCUUUUCUCUUUCUUAUCCCUUUUCCUUUUCCUUUAUCCUUUUCUCUUUCUUGCAACAAUGUUUUCCCUUUUCCUUUAUCCCUUGUUCUCUUUCUUACUGCAACAAUGUUUUUUCCCUUUUUCCUUUAUCCUUUUUCUCUUUCUUACUGCAACAAUGUUUUCCCCUUUUCCUUUAUCCCUGCAACAAUUUCUCUUUCUUACUGCAACAAUGUUUUUCCUUUUUCCUUUAUCCCUUAUUUCUCUUUCUUACUGCAACAAUUUUUCCUUUAUCCCUUUUUCUCUUUUUACUGCAAUCCCUUUUCCUUAUUUCUCUUUCUUACUGCAACAAUGUUUUUUCCCUUUUCCUUUAUCCCUUGUUCUCUUUCUUACUGCAACAAUGUUUUCCCCUUUUCCUUUAUCCUUAUUUUCUCUUUCUUACGUCAAUGUUUUCCCCUUUAUCCCUUAUUCUCUUUUCUUACUGCAACAAUGUUUUCCCUUUUUCCUUUAUCCUUGUUCUCUUUACUGCAAUUUUUCCUUUCAAUCUUUUUACUGCCAAUUUUUCCUUUAUCCCUUUUCUCUUUCUUACUGCAACAAUGUUUUCCCUUUUUCCUUUAUCCCUUUUCUCUUUCUUACUGCAACAAUGUUUUCCCUUUUUCUUUAUCCUUUUUUUCUCCCUUGUUUUCCUUUUUCCUUUAUCCCUUGUUCUCUCUUUCUUAACAUGUUUUUCCUUUUCCUUUAUCCCUUAUUCUCUUUCUUACUGCAACAAUGUUUUCCUUUUUCCUUUAUCCCUUGUUCUCUUUCUUACUGCAACAAUGUUUUCCUUUUUCCUUUAUCCCUUAUUUUCUUUCUUACUCAAUGUUUUCCUUUUUCCUGUCACAAUGUUUUUCCUUUUUCCUUUAUCCCUUGUUCUCUUUCUUACUGCAACAAUGUUUCCCUUUUUCCUUUAUCCUUGUUCUCUUUCUUACUGCAACAAUCUUUUCCCUUUUCCUUUAUCCCUUAUUUCUCUUUCUUACUGCAACAAUGUUUUCCCUUUUCCUUUAUCCCUUGUUCUCUUUCUUACCAACAAUAUUUUCUUUUCCUUUAUCCCUUGUUCUCUUUCUUACUGCAACAAUGUUUUUCCUUUUUCCUUUAUCCCUUGUUCUCUUUCUUACUGCAACAAUGUUUUCCCCUUUUCCUUUAUCCCUUAUUUCUCUUUCUUACUGCAACAAUGUUUUCCUUUUUCCUUUAUCCCUUAUUUCUCUUUCUUACUGCAACAAUGUUUUUCCCUUUUUCCUUUAUCCCUUGUUCUCUUUCUUACUGCAACAAUGUUUUCCUUUUUCCUUUAUCCCUUGUUCUCUUUCUUUACAAUAUUUUCCCCUUUUUCCAACAAUCAAUUUUUCCUUUUCUUUUAUCCCUUGUUCUCUUUCUUACUGCAACAAUGUUUUCCUUUUCUUUAUCCCUUGUUCUCUUUCUUACAACAAUGUUUUUCCUUUUUCCUUUAUCCCUUGUUCUCUUUCUUACUGCAACAAUGUUUUUCCCUUUUCCUUUAUCCUUGUUCUCUUUCUUACUGCAAUGUUUUCCCUUUUCCUUUAAUGUUCUCUUUCUUUCCUUUUUCCUUUUCCUUUAUCCCUUGUUUCUCUUUCUUACUGCAACAAUGUUUUCCUUUUCCUUUAUCCUUUUUUCUUUCUUUAUCAAUGUUUUCCCUUUUUUUUUUCUCUUUCUUACUGCAACAAUGUUUUUCCCUUUUUCCUUUAUCCCUUGUUCUCUUUUCUUACUGCAACAAUGUUUUCCCCUUUUCCUUUAUCCUUAUUCUCUUUCUUACUGCAACAAUGUUUCCCUUUUUCCUUUAUCCCUUGUUCUCUUUCUUACUGCAACAAUGUUUCCCUUUUCUUUGUCCUUACUGCAACAAUGUUUUCUCUUUCUUCUUUCUUGCAACAAUGUUUUCCCUUUAUCCUUUUCUCUUUCUUGCAACAAUGUUUUCCUUUUCCUUUAUCCCUUGUUCUCUUUCCACAAUGUUUCCUUUUCCUUUAUCCCUUUUCUCUUUCUUACUGCAACAAUGUUUUCCUUUUUCCUUUAUCCUUGUUCUCUUUCUUACUGCAACAAUGUUUUUUUUCCUUUAUCCUUUUCUCUUUUUAUCCAAUGUUUUUUUUCUCCUUCUCUUUCUGCAACAAUGUUUUCCCUUUUUCCUUUAUCCCUUGUUUCUCUUUCUUACUGCAAUGUUUUCCCUUUUCCUUUUCCUUUAUUUCUCUUUCUUACUGCAACAAUGUUUUCCUUUUUCUUUAUCCUUGUUCUCUCUUUCUUACUGCAACAAUGUUUUCCCUUUUCCUUUAUCCUUAUUCUCUUUCUUACUGCAACAAUGUUUUUCCCUUUUCCUUUAUCCCUUAUUUCUCUUUCUUACUGCAACAAUGUUUUCCCUUUUUCCUUUAUCCCUUGUUCUCUUUCUUACUGCAACAAUGUUUUUCCUUUUCCUUUAUCCCUUGUUUUCUCUUUCUUACGUCCCACAAUGUUUUCCCUUUUCCUUUAUCCUUGUUCUCUUUCUUACGUCAACAAUGUUUUCCUUUUCCUUUAUCCUUUUCUUUUUCCUUUGUCCUUUUCCUUUCUUGUUCUCUUGCAACAAUGUUUUCCCUUUUUUCCUUUAUCCUUGUUUCUCUUUCUUUGCAACAAUGUUUUCCCUUUUCCUUUAUCCCUUAUUCUCUUUCUUACUGCAACAAUGUUUUCCUUUUCCUUUAUCCUUAUUUCUCUUUCUUACUGCAACAAUGUUUUUUUUCCUUUAUCCUUUUCUCUUUCUUAUCCAAUGUUUUCCUUUUCCUUUUCCUUAUUUCUCUUUCUUACGUCAAUGUUUUUCCCUUUUCCUUUAUCCCUUGUUCUCUUUCUUACUGCAACAAUGUUUUCCUUUUUCCUUUAUCCCUUAUUUCUCUUUCUUACUGCAACAAUGUUUUCCCUUUUUUCCUUUAUCCCUUGUUCUCUUUCUUACUGCAUGUUUUUCCCUUUUCCUUUAUCCCUUGUUCUCUUUCUUUAA